AUAUGUAUACGGUGCAGUGGUUUUCGCAAAUACAGUGGGUAUACGGUCCCACUCGCUCAUUUUAAUAUUAUAGAUAGGGACAGGUUGCGUCGUCCUCCUUCCUUCCCUCUGCUCCCCGAGAUAUCUCGAAUCCGGCCGCUUGCCCCACAGCUCAUCUCCCCAUAAUCAAAUCCAUGGCUGUACCGACCCGGGCUCCGGAAGGGGGCACCGCGGCGUUGCCGUCGCGCAAGGUCUGGAGGCCCAAUCCACGCUCAUGCUCUCCGGAUGCUGCCGCUGAGUCCAACGGUGAGGCCUCCGAUGUCGACCCCACCUCCGGCGACGGUGCUGACUCUGCCGCCGAAGGCAACGCAUCGCCGCUCAUGCCCCCACGCCAGUCGCGCGGGGAGGCCACCGCCAUCAAGCUCCUCAGCUCGCAUCCCAUGGACCCGCCAAAGAUGGAUUCGAGGUUUCCUGUGGAUUUCGGAAGAGGGCACAAGAAAAGGUGCAGAGGGAUGGCGAUGACGACUACGCGGCAGCCAGAUCUCACGGAUUGAGAGUUGAAUCUUGCUUAGAGAGGCGGUUGCUGCUGGAUCUGGCAUCCAAGUGCUCCACGUGUUCAGGCUGCACUGAAGCUCGAGCUCCUGCCUCUGGCUGCACCGGCUGCAGUGCUUCCUUGGUGGAGCAUCACUCAUUUCUUGGGCAUUGCCUCAACAAGCAGUAACCGGUGGAGGGCGAUGCUGGGCUUGACAGCACUAAGCUGGCAGCUAAUAUGUGAACCUCAUUUAUGAUUCUUGGGUGUCCUUUUGUUGCAAGGAAAAAAUAUAACUUUCUGCACUAAAUAGCUUGCUUCAUUAUCUAUAGAAUAGUUGGAUUUAUUCUUGUUUGAGAAAAUGGUGUGCAUAAUCUUGAGGUGACCAAAUUUCGAGAUUUUUUAUUUUAUUAAACACGUGCUGCCUUCAAUUUUGACGUU
Molecule: messenger RNA, 949 nt
Organism: Panicum virgatum (switchgrass)
Lineage: Eukaryota; Viridiplantae; Streptophyta; Magnoliopsida; Poales; Poaceae
Exons: 3
Coding region: 174-533 (119 amino acids)
Source: RefSeq, a predicted model, not a curated record